AUGUUGACAGCCGAACCUGGUCUCGAUGCUUGGUGGGAGACGGUUGUUCAAAUAAUGACCCAAGUCUACAAGGCGGAAAGAGUAACCCUCUCUAUCCCCGCCGAUGUUACUGACAUUGAGAACGUCCCUUGGGGCCAAAAGGCUACUUAUAACGAGCACCAGGAGGACGGCUUCAGCUUAGGCUAUAUGGGGAGGAGUAACGCUUCAGAAGCGCCUCCACCGCGACCGAACCUUUCAAGCCGCCAUUCUUUCAACACGUUCGAGGAAUCCAAAGAUCGAGCCGAUAUCUCGGAACAGCCUGGUCGGAGGCCAGCCGGCCUGUCCCGAAGCAAAAGCUAUAUGCCGUCUGCUGGUCCUGCCAAACCAGACCGCCCCCACCCCGCCCUCAACCAAACGGCACUACAACAGCUAGCAGCAGCAGAUGAAAAUGACGCACCAGCGUGGGAGGCGACGCUGGGGCAGCGCCAAGUCACCAAAGCCCGGGUUCUUCCAGUUCUCCAGGCCUUAGAUUACGAAGCCGAUCCAUUAAUCGACCACGCCAGCGUAAUGAGAGUCUUAGAACGUGGCAAGGUCAUUGCCUUGACUCGUACAUACCCCUAUCUCCAGCCUGGCGAUCCUCAAGAGCCUGCAGGACCACGCUCUCCGGCCCCGUCGCCAGCUGUGCGACCCGAUCCUAAAGAGAAUCCCUUCUUCACGGAUGCCGUAGUCGAUGAAGAUUCCUUCAACCCAGACACCACAACUGCCGAUUACUCGUCAAUAUCACCACCGGAAGCGAUUGGCAUAGACAACUCUUCUUCUGUGCUCCACAUUCCGUUGAACCAUGUCCUCCUUUCUCGCAUGCCUCGCCCGUUUUUUGACGCAACGCCCAUCCCAGGAAGCGGGGCUUUCGGUAUAAAUCGGGAUUCUGACGCCGGCGUACCUGGGAAAACACCGAGAUGCGACCCGGAUGCCGCGGGCUUUGGCGAUGGCCCUCGUGUUGCCCCUCUUGCCAUUUUGUCUAUCCUUAGCCCCGAGACGGCCGCACCCUCCGGGUUUGGUGCCCUGGCCUCGGAUGGCCGCCCUAUUGCUAAUGCCGCCACUUUGUCCAACAUGAUUCAUCUGCACCCAGGAGAGCUUCCUACCCAAAGCUCUCUUGCAGGUAGCAUGACGAGUCUUAGCGAAUAUUCGGGUGUCUCGAGAAGCGCGGUUGGUUCACCCAUCGCUACUCCAGGGUUGGAGCGGGUAGAGCAAGCAACCCUAGGGAUCCUUGCCGAUAGGAUAGAUAAGACGUUGGUUACCACGAGCCCGUUGCCCGUAGUCGAAGACGGCUAUUUCAGCGCGAAGCAUACCCCCGUCAUCGCGAGAAGCGACUACUCUUCCUCUAGCACAGGACAUUUGGUUGCCGAUCCGUGGGGCAGCAUCCAUGAGGAGGAUCGAGAUGAAUAUCUGAAGGCGUGGGGCCAUUGCUUGCGGACCGGCGAGCAAUUUUCGCGGACGGUGCGCAUUCGACGGUUUGACGGUGCCUACCGAUGGUUUUAUGCCAGGGCCGUAGCAUCGCGGGACAAGCGUGGUGUCAUACAUCACUUCCUCGGAUCGUACAUGGAUAUUCACGACCAACGUCUUGCCGAAGUGAAGGCAGCGAGACAAGAGCAGAUUGCGGCGUCAGAAGCCAAGCAUAAGCUGCUGGCCAACCUCAUCCCCCAAAUCAUAUUUACCGCGACAGAUAAUUCGGGAAUUACCUCGGCGAACGAGCAAUGGCUCUCGUACACGGGACAGAGCUUCGAAGAUAGUCUAGGCCUGGGCUUCAUGGAUUACAUCGCCCAAGAAGUAUCCCGAGCGGAAGCCGGAAACCCCAGGCGACCCCUCUCUCUCAGCGACAACCCCGCAGCGCUCUUGCGGCACCUCUCGGGCCACGUGGACAUCACAACAACCGACAACCUUCUCAACAUGCAUCUCAACGGCAAGGCCAAUGCUGGGGCUAGCGGCAAACGAGAAGCGGAGGUUGAUAUGGCCGCCGAGUCACCCAUCUCGGAUCUAAAUGGACUCGCGAGGAUGGGGGUUAUCAAAGUGGCUCGGGACAGCAACGGCCGACUGUCGUAUACGACCGAAGUGCGGCUUCGGUCUAAGUCGGGCGAAUACCGUUGGCACCUCGUUCGCUGCGUUGAGAUCGACAACGUUGACUUCGGCGACGGCGCCAGUUCAUACUUUGGCUCGGCCACGGAUAUCAACGACCACAAGCUGUUAGAGGCUAAACUAAAGGAGGCGAUGGAGUCCAAGAGCAGGUUCCUUAGUAACAUGUCGCACGAGAUCAGGACACCACUCAUAGGUAUUUCCGGCAUGGUCAGCUUCCUGCAGGACACGCAGCUCGACGAGGAGCAGAGGGAUUACACCAACACGAUUCAAACAAGCGCCAACAGCCUCCUCAUGAUUAUCAAUGACAUUUUAGAUCUUUCCAAGGUCGCAGCGGGUAUGAUGAAACUCAAAUUUGAGUGGUUCCACACGCGGUCUUUGAUUGAAGACGUCAAUGAACUCGUUUCGACCAUGGCAAUUGCCAAGCGGCUGGAGCUCAAUUACAUUGUUGAUGAGGAUGUCCCCGCCUGGGUCAAAGGAGACAAGAUCAGAAUUCGGCAGGUUCUCCUCAAUGUCAUUGGCAAUGCGAUCAAGUUCACUACGGUGGGUGAGGUGUUUAGCCGCUGCAGGGUAUACCGCGAGGCGUCGGAAAGUCCCAAGACGACGCCGCAUGAACUUACGCUCGAGUUUGCCAUAAUUGAUACGGGACGCGGGUUCACAAAAGAGGAGGCGGAACUCAUCUUCAAACCGUUUAGCCAAAUCGACGGCAGCAGCACGCGUCAGCAUGGCGGAAGCGGAUUAGGCCUCGUGAUCUCGAGACAACUAGUAGAGCUCCACGGCGGCAAGAUGGAGGGCAGCGCGGUACCCGGUAAAGGGUCCACGUUUACGUUUACGGCGAAAUUCGGCCUGCCCACGGAAGAAGACCAUCCACAGUUCCAGCCAAGCCCGGCGUCGUUGGCGGCGGACGAGUUGUCUCAGGUGGAUACCGUUCCGCCGCUACCUUCCAUCGGGCCUGCGCAACCCUCAAGGUCCCGUACAUCGUCCCAUGCUAGUCCCGACACGGUUGCCGACAUGCUCUUGGCGUCGGGGCCGCUAUCGAGCGGCAGCUCCAAUCCGUCAUCGGCCGAAUCAGGUCUCUCGAUGCUCUCUGGAGCUUCGUCCGUGUCGUCGAUCAAAGCCGGACUUGGGACGCCUGUGGGAGUGGCGCCUGACCCGCGUCCACUCGUCUACUCCAUCUUGAUUGUGUGUCCUCAAACGCAUAGCCGGGAGGCUACGAGCCAACACAUUGCUACGACUUUGCCCAAGGAUGUGCCGUAUCAGAUCAGGGCGCUAGAUUCAACGACUGAGGCCGCAAAGGUCAUCACGUCGGAGGACGGGCAUCGCUUCACGCACAUUGUCCUGAACCUCCCCACCGCGGAGGAGGUGAUAUCGCUCGUGGAGCUGACGACCAAGUCGAACCGCCAGCAAGGGGUUACAAUCCUGGUGCUGUCGGAUACUGUCCAACGCCAGCAGGUGAUGCGACUCGCGUCGGGGACAGCAUGCGAGAAGCUGCUCCGCGAGAAGCAAAUCACCUUUAUCUACAAGCCCGUCAAGCCAUCACGGUUUGCCGUCAUCUUCGACCCGGACAAGGCCAGCUACCUAGAAAUUGAAAAGCGUAUGGGAAACAAGGGCUACCGGGUGCUUCUAGUCGAGGAUAACCCAGUCAACCAAAAGGUCCUCACCAAAUAUCUCAAGAAAGUGGGCGUGGGCGUGGACAUUGCGACGGACGGAAUGGACUGCGUUGACAUGGUAUUUUCGAGGCCCUACGGAUACUACUCUCUCAUCCUAUGCGAUCUACACAUGCCUCGAAAAGACGGCUAUCAAGCCUGCCGUGAAGUACGCGAGUGGGAGAAGCGGAAGGGCAAGGGGGCCACCAUGCCCAUCAUUGCUCUGUCGGCCAACGUCAUGUCAGAUGUGCAAGACAAAUGUCUUGCUGCCGGGUUCAGCGAAUAUGUUACGAAACCCGUGGACUUCAUCGAUCUUAGCAGGGCCAUGUCCAAAUUCUUUUGA
Parascedosporium putredinis is the source of this 4098-nucleotide messenger RNA. The record is from the annotation of a GenBank genome assembly. Lineage: Eukaryota; Fungi; Ascomycota; Sordariomycetes; Microascales; Microascaceae.